This is a messenger RNA of Hymenoscyphus albidus, 985 nucleotides long. The record is from the annotation of a GenBank genome assembly. Lineage: Eukaryota; Fungi; Ascomycota; Leotiomycetes; Helotiales; Helotiaceae.
CACCUACUCAGAGCACUCGUACAGCAGCCAAACUAAUUUGCUUCAGACCACUCCCCCAAAGCUUCCUCUGCCGCAACCGCAACCGCACACCACAGCACAGCUGUGUAGCAAAAAGAUGGUCGCCUCCAAGGAGCCUUCGGUCCUCCUCUCGCAUCUGCAUCGCGCAGAUGGCUCUGCAACCUUCUCGCAAAACGGCUAUACGGUCAUUGGCGCCGUCAAUGGUCCUAUUGAAGUCCCGCGACGCCACGAGCUACCAGAAGAAGCAGUCAUUGAGGUGCUUGUGAGGCCAGCAGCUGGUGUAGGAGGUAAGUGUGCCCGUUGGCUUGAUGCCUCCAGGUGUCUGUUCUGACUAAACUUGUUUAGGCACAAGGGAGCGGCACUUGGAAUCGAUCCUACAUUCAACCCUCCGCCAAAUCAUCCUCGUUCAUAACUUCCCCAGACACUUGAUUCAAGUCACGCUCCAAAUUACAAACACACCAGAGAAUAAGAACACGGGCUCGAAAGUUGUGCAGGCUGGUUCGGUACGAUGCUGCGGAGCUUCAUUCUACAAGACAGAGACUGAUUUUCCCUUUUUUAGCACUUAGCCAUCCUCCCCGCACUACUCCAGACUGCCGUCCUGGCACUGUUGUCCGCGUCUAUGCCAUUAGCUACGAUUCUGACUUCGGUUUCAAUUGCCAUUCACGCGGAUGGAAAGUCUCGGAAACUCAUCACCCAUCCAAGUCUCAAAGAAUUCGAGAGCGCCAGCUCGGUCCAUAUAAUGGCGUUUACUUCGCAUGGAGAGCCAUUAGUCGUAGAAAGUCAGGGAACAUUCACAUUGGAGGAUUGGGAGGAGGUGUUUGAAACAGUAAAGGCGCUGUGCCACGCUGAACACAACAGGAUCGACGAUAAUGCUAUGCAAGGGGUGGAUGGUAAAGGGAACAUGUUGGAGUUUGUCAAAUCAGCCAUGGGGGAGAAGGUUGCACAAGAUCUUCAUUGGCACACGUGA